CGAUAAGCCAAGAAAACCUUAACAGCAACAAAGAAGCCCACAUUCAAGACCUGGAAACGGCACUAGUAAAAAUGGUAACUAUUUUGGUAAAAAUAUGCUCUACAUUACAGUGAUCCAUGUACAAGAUUCUGACCACUUCAAAGAAUUUAUGUGAUUGGGCCCAUUUCUAGCACCGGGCAGUGAUACAGCAGCAGAAUUCUUGAUGACAAAAACAGUGGCAGUUGAACCUGCCUUCAAUGAAUCGAAAGCUCCCAUCUAAUGCCCAACCUACUACCUGUACAUAUAUAGAUGUCAAGGUCCCUAAAAUGCGAGUGAUUCAAGUGAUUUUCUCUUGUUCAUUUACUUAUUUCUUUUUUGCAUCCAUCGUCCCAUCCCAAUAUGGCCUCUAGUGGAAAGCUCGAUGUAGAAGUUCACAUCAAAUCUUCUCCAGAUAAGUUCUGGAAUAGCAUUAGGGACUCCACAACUCUCUUCCCUAAGGCCUUUCCUGACCAAUACAAGAACAUUCGAGUACUCGAAGGCGACGGAAAGGCUCCUGGUUCUGUUCGCCUCUUCACUUACGCUGAGGGUUCUCCGCUUGUUAAGGUAUCGAAAGAGAGGAUCGAUGCUGUUGAUGAAGCAAGCAAGCACGUCGCUUACAGUGUGAUUGAAGGUGACCUCCUGAAAUACUACAAGACUUUCAAGGGCUUCAUAUUUGUUGGUUCUGUUGAAGCAUGUAAUACUAUUGCUUCAAACUCUAAAUUUUCUACAAAUUCCAUGAUAUAGUUUGUGUAUUUUGUUUGAAUUCAGAUUCUGAAAUCUAGCUGUAAAAGUAGAUGUGAAAUGUUCAAACUUGUAAGACUAAUUUUCUAAGUAAGGUGCUUCAUCCCUCUCUUAGUUGAUUAGGUAGAAAUUAUGUAAUAUUUAGCUCUAUAAAUAAUCAUGUACUGCAGAAAGUGUGUAAAAAAGAAAAGCAAGAAAUCUAUCUUAUUUUCAACAGAAAUCUCUCAUAUUUUUUCUUAGUUUUUCUUCUUUCAAAUCCAACAAAUGGUAUCAGAGCUCUAUUGAUCUUAAGGGAGCAAAUAAGAGUUUUCUCUUGUUGAAGAAACAUGGCUGAAAAUGCUUCACUUCCAGCACCACCAGUAUUCAAAGGGGAGAACUACAACUUUUGGUCUGUCAAAUUGAAAGCUUUUCUCAUGGCAUAUGAUAUGUGGGAGACAGUUGAGAAGGGUUUUGAACCAUUACUUCAAGACAAUCCUACUAUUGCUGAGAUGAAGAAACAAAAGGAAGAUUCAACAAAGAAUUUCAAAGUACUCUCAUUUCUCCAUUCAGCAGUAGAUGAUUCAAUAUUUCCAAGAAUUAUGGGGGCAACAACUACAAAAUCAGCCUGGGAUGCUCUUCAGGAGGAGUUUCAAGGUUUAGAAAAGGUAAGAGCUGUUAAGUUGUUAAAUUUGAGAAGGGAAUUUCAAUCAUUAACGAUGAAUGAAGAAGAGAUUAUUAAAGAUUAUGUUUCAAAACUAGUUAAGGUUGUUAAUGAAAUGAAAAUUUAUGGAGAGAAUAUUUCAGAUCAAAUGAUUGUGGAUAAUGUAUUAGCAAGUAUACCAAACAAAUUUGAGCCAAGAAUUGCAGCAAUUGAGGAAUCAAAAGAUCUUAGCAAGCUAUCUAUCAAUGAACUAAUUGGAUCUUUGCAAGCUCAAGAGCAAAUAUUCAAUCUCAAAUUUGAAAAAUCUACUGAAGGUGCAUUUCUAGCAAGGAACAACUUCAAAGAUUCAUCUUCUAAAGGAAGCAAGUUCCUACCAAGAAAGUAUUCUCCAUGUGGCAUAUGUAAGAAAACCAGUCAUGAAGACAAAGAUUGUUGGCACAAGGGAAAGCCACAAUGCUUCAAAUGUAAAAGGUUUGGGCAUGUACAAAAAGCUUGUAGAUUCAAGGAACAGAACACAUCAAACACCUCAAAUCUAGCACAAGAAAAAGAAGAAGAAGAAUUUCUGUUCUAAGGAACAAGAAAUUCACUGGUGAGAAGUGCACCAGACAAACUAGAAAAAUGAUGAGAAGUGCACCAGAAAAUGAAAAUCAAAACAAUGGAGAGAUGUACACCAAAAGUGAAUGAAGAAUGUUGGAGAGAAUUGCUCCAUGAAGAAAGAAUUGGAGAGAUGUGCUCCAAAGACAAUCAAUCAAAGCAGAAAAUUGGAGAGAUGUUGCUCCAAGACAACUUAAUUUGGAGUCUUCAGCAAAAGUAUCAAGGAGGAGUGUUGAAGCAUGUAAUACUAUUACUUCAAACUCCAAAUUUUCUACAAAUUCCAAUGAUAUAGUUUGGGUAUUUUGUUUGAAUUCAGAUCCUGAAAUCUAGCUGCAAAAGUAGAUGUGAAAUGUUCAAACUUGUAAGACUAAUUUUCUAAGUAAGGUGCUCCAUCCCUAUCUUAGUUGAUUAGGUAGAAACUAUGUAAUAUUUGGCUCUAUAAAUAGCCAUGUACUGCAGAAAGUGUGUAAG
Molecule: messenger RNA, 2464 nt
Organism: Hevea brasiliensis (rubber tree)
Lineage: Eukaryota; Viridiplantae; Streptophyta; Magnoliopsida; Malpighiales; Euphorbiaceae
Product: MLP-like protein 423
Exons: 2
Coding region: 1086-1970 (294 amino acids)
Biological process (GO): defense response; abscisic acid-activated signaling pathway
Molecular function (GO): protein phosphatase inhibitor activity; abscisic acid binding; zinc ion binding
Source: RefSeq, a predicted model, not a curated record